AUGUACAGAAGUGACAGUCCACUGGUGAAUGACAACAGCAGUUAUGCGGGAUCAUUACAGUCAAACAACUUCUCGGUCACAGAUGAGGCGUCAUCACAGGUGUCAUGCAUGUCAAGGCCCAGUCCAAAGUCAAUAUACUUGCGGAGGAAGGAGUACGCCGCCUCCAUGAACAAGACCAUCAAGUAUUUCCAUUACAGAGUGGAGCAUCUCCUUACAUGUGACCUGGACAGUGCUGAGCUGCAAAGCCUUACAGAUUGCAUCGAGAGGCUCGAUUUGCUCGACAAGAUGGGUCGAGUGUGGGGCCAGAACAUGCUGCUGGAGGUCAACGGGCCCGACCUGCUUCUUACCGACAUAGAGACCAGGGAGGUGCUGGAGUCCAUCCAUCUGUGUGACGUUCUGGAGCUGAGAGCUGUGUUGAACACUUCAGCGUCAAACUCUCUCCUGGCUUUGAGAGUCAAAUCCAGCAGGAAACACACCACAUGCGUCUUCCUGUUCCACUGCGAGGAUGUCAGGGCUGAUUAUGUCCAAAGGGGUCUCUCAUUGGCACGUUUAAGUGCAGCUCAAGAUGAAGUCAACCGAAGUCAACUUGAAGCCAAGGAGAAGCCUUUCGAGUGGGACCCUCCGGAUUACAAUGAAGACACAGACCUGGUUGCAGCUCCAAAAGAAGUUGAUGAUGCUAAUCAGGAGGAAGAGGAGGAGAAGAUUUCAAUCAAAGAAGCACCUUCGCAACCUCCACGGCCUUACACAGAGUUGGACAGAGACGUGGACAUCUUAAAUCACAUCGUGAGUGAUGUUGAGAUCUUCAUGGGAAAGGUGGCCGCUUCAUUAGCAAAAAAUGCGAAGAAAAAAAAGAAAAAGAAAAAAGGUAAAGCACUGGCCGGUAUGCCUCCAACGUCAGAGUUUGCAGAGUGUCUUCAAAAGAUUAAAUAUGGUUUCAACCAUCUGGUCAACCUAAUGGGAAAGAUUGACAACCCUGGUGUUUCCAUAUUUGUGCACUGCCUGUUCUCUGCGUUACAAUUUGUCGUAUCUCAGUGCUCUGAGGACGUUCCCCCGAGCAUCGUGGCUCCCCUGCUGACUCCUCAGUGCAUCUGUCUGAUGAGUGAGGAGGCGACCGAGGAGGAGGACAAGCUGUGGCAGUCUUUGGGAGACGCUUGGAAUAUUCCCAGCACCAAAUGGCCCGAGGAUGACGAAGAUAUCCCAACGUAUAACCUGCAGUUUUUUGAUGGUUGGCAGCCUCCUGAGCUCAGGGAACCCCCUGCAGCCCCCAUCGAGACCCCGGUCAGGGUGCAAGCAGUUCGACAGCCCCUGCCCAGCAAGACACCGUCCACUCCUCCUCCUCCGUCUCCUCCUCCUCCUCCAGUAACACAACAUGCAAGGAUACAAACUAGGUAUGCUAGACUACCUGAGAAGAAGCUACGUCGCAUGCGCGUCAUGCACGACUUCAUCUCCAGAAACAACAGGGAGCUGACCAUCAAGAAAGGCGAAAUUGUGGAGUUGCUGGACAUGAGAAAGCUGUGGUGGAAAGUGAGGAACAGUCGAGGAGAAGAAGGCUUUGUUCCCAACAAUGUCCUCACUGAAAAGGAAGAACAAGCUGAUGCCGCGGUGACUGCUCAAAUUGAGUGCACUAACUCUCCGAUCUUAAGCAAGAAAUCCAAACCAGCAGAGGUCAAAGCCUGGCUUGAACACAUGGGCUUCACCAAGAUAACGGUUCGUUGCCUGGGCGUGCUGAGUGGCUCCAUGCUCCUGAGUAUGAGCCGUGAGGAACUGAAGACAGUUUGUCCAGAAGAAGGUGGAAGAGUCUUCUUCCAAUUAAAAGCAGUUCGCUCCGGAUCCUUGGCUGUAAGCAGCAACCUGAGCUCAGGAGGCAGUCUACUCAUGGAGAAAAACGUCGCCAGAGACGCGGUCAUGACCUCUGGCAUUUUCCCAUUGUCACUUUUCACAUGA
Nerophis lumbriciformis (worm pipefish) is the source of this 1944-nucleotide messenger RNA. The record is from RefSeq and is a predicted model, not a curated record. NCBI's taxonomy places the organism in Eukaryota, Metazoa, Chordata, Actinopteri, Syngnathiformes, Syngnathidae.